AUGACUGUCCUCAAGGAACCGAUUGCCGUUCGACCAGCGAGCCAGCACCGCCACUCUGGUAACAUCAUGGCCGGCUCGCUCCCCAAAUCUCGUCCGCAUUCGCACUCGCUCUCAGUGGGCUCCCUCAACUCGGCACAUCGUGUAACGCGCAGGAAGAGCAUGAGCUCGACGGCCGCUAGCAAUGUCGCCGCCAUGGCCGCUGCGGCCAAGGGCAUAACUGGCGCUCCGCUUGAAGGCAGCGCCAGCGGACAGCGCCGCCCCUCGAAGCCUGCGGCGCACUUCCGGGGCCCCAGCGUGGCCUUGAACUCGACUCUGGCGUCGAGCAUGCCCGGCAAUGGCUCUGGCUCCCCCCCAAGUAGCUACGGUGCUGCUGCUGCCAAGAGUGAAGCAGUCACCGACGGGCCAACGCUCGCAUCCAUGCCUGAGCACGACGCGGGCAGCUCCAAGUCGCGAAUUCGUCGCGCGAGCGAGGGCUCCAGCCUGUCCAAAGGCGAUAGCAAGCGCACAAGUGGUAGCGAACUGAGAUGUGAAAAAUGUGGGAAAGGAUACAAACACAGCAGCUGUCUGACCAAGCACCUUUGGGAGCACACGCCAGAAUGGCAAUACACGUCCAAGCUGCUCAUCUCCAAGCACCAGCAGGUGCAGCUGCUAGAGGCCGCUUCAGUCCUCGUUGCCAUGAACAUGAACAACAAAGACAGCGACGGUGGCGAGAGCGAUCGCUCGUCGCCUCCGGCCUCGGGCUCGUCUGACCGACGUGAGGAGCUGAGCUCCACCGAAACUACCCCGCCCCCGCAAAUUGAAGACCAUGCCGUGGGCUCCUACCCUCACUCGGCCUUUACAAGUCGCUCUAUAAAGCGAUAUUCUACCAACAGCUCUGCCUAUAGUCACUCGUACCAGUCCACCGUAUUUUCCGAUACCGGAAAUAGCGGCCACUUCCGCCAGUGGAGCAACGUGUCCGACCGUCCCACGACGUCAGGCACCUCGGUGGCAGGCUCAUAUCAUGAUGAUGGUAAUGACCAUGCGGACCUCGCUGCCGCUGUGGGGCUGCUGAGCUGCUCGUAUGGGACGCCCAAGUCGGGUCCAGUUGCGCUUCCGCCGGAUGUGCCACCUGUGCCCCCGCUACCAGCCAAAUUUUUGGACUUUAACAAUGGCCGCACAUUGUCGGGCAGCACUACCGUGACGGCGCAGCAGUCGAGCAUGCGCAACAGCUAUCGCUUCCGCAAUGAGAGCAAGGAUGUUGACAUGGACGACGACCAGUUUGCCGACGAAGAGGACUAUCGCCAGUCCAAUUCGCGCAGUCGCGGACGCAUCGAAGAGGACGACGACGCCUUCUUCGGAAGGAUGGAGGAGUAG
This is a messenger RNA of Cucurbitaria berberidis CBS 394.84, 1353 nucleotides long. RefSeq lists its product as uncharacterized. The record is from RefSeq and is a predicted model, not a curated record. NCBI's taxonomy places the organism in Eukaryota, Fungi, Ascomycota, Dothideomycetes, Pleosporales, Cucurbitariaceae. The transcript has 3 exons. Bases 1 to 1353 code for a protein of 450 amino acids.